GUGAAAGUAAAGUUCACUUUGAGUGAGUGCGUGUGGUUGUUCUUCUACUUUUACAUUGUUGAAACCUGCUUCCAACAACAACAAGGUUACAUUUGAACAUAUCGGGUUCAGUGUUUGCUGAAAGAUGGCCAAGCGGCAGAGCAAAAAUGACAGCUCUCAGGUGAAAGCCAUUCUCCAGGCUAAUGACCAGCAAAGGAGUGACAAUGACAAGCCUGAAAAAGAGCUCAACAGCAAAGAAAACUCAAGUCAGCCCAGCUGCUCAUCCUCCUCCUCCGGGCAGUGCAGUGAAAAAGAUUUAACAGACUUUACGUCUUCCUAUUCCUCUGGACCCUGCAAUACCAAAAACAUACAAUCAACCUCAGCCAGAUCAUUAAGCCCCGGCCAUGUCAGAUCUAGAUCUCCAGAGGUGGCUGAUCUGCCAAUGAGGACACAGAAGGAGGAGGUCAAGUCUUCGUGUUGUCAGCUGGAUGAUCUGAAGCGACUUCCACAUUGUUAUGUCAGCCUGGGAAAGCUGCACUUCAGCAGGACACACACUGUCCUUAUAGAUGUGUCUUUGUUCAACUGUGGAGCAAGACUCGUUCCUCAGGAGGGCAGGGACCUGUGGCACAGUAACUUUGUGAAGAUGCCCUGUUCACAAGCAAUGAAUCAUGGUGGGCCCUCCCAGGUGUCGAGGUGGAAGCUGAUCUCCAAGCAGCUGAGCACUCUGGCCAGGAAAACAACAGUCAGCGUCAAUGAUGUAGCAACGGCCAUUGUCGAAUACAACCCCAAGUAUAAAGAUCGGUGGUCGUUUGAUGCUCUCGAAACCUUCGUCAAGCGUGUCCCAAAAACAGAAAACUACUUCAACACACUGUUUCCAAAGAUCGCUGCCUUGGCUUUGAGGCUGCCUGAGCAAAUAAAGAAGGCCGUCCCACUGCUCCAGAGAGGACGCUCGGCAGCCAUCACUCUGUCACAGGUUCAGAUAUCCUGCCUGCUCGCCAAUGCUUUUUUCUGCACCUUUCCUCACCGCAACACCUCCAGACCCAACGCUGAGUACAACAACUACCCCAGCAUCAACUUCACCAGUCUGUUUGGAAAUUGGUCAGAGCGGAAGAAAGAGAAGCUGAGGGCCAUCAUGCAUUACUUUAAUGUGGUUACUAAUGAGAACACUAAACUGGAAGGACUGGUGACGUUUGAGAGAUACUGCCUCAGAGACACAGACAUGCCCAGCUGGAAGAGGUCAACGGAGAAGCUGCAUAAACUGUACGUUGCAUCAUGUGGCAGCAUUGAGACUGAAGGAACCGGACUGCUUCAGGUGGACUUUGCUUCCAGCUGGAUCGGUGGAGGAGUCCUCAGCUCGGGUCUGGUGCAGGAAGAGAUCUUGUUCCUCAUAAAUCCAGAGCUGAUCGUGUCACGUCUCUUCACCGAGAAACUGGCGGACAGCGAGUGUCUGAUCAUUACAGGCUCCCAGCAGUUCAGCUGUUACUCUGGUUUUGGCGACAGCUUUGAGUGGGCAGGGCCUCAUGAAGAAUACCUCGAAAGAGAUGUGUGGGCUCGGCUGAAGAGGCAGAUUCUCGCCAUCGACGCUCUGCACUUCAAAAACAGCAGGGAGCAGUACAGUAUGAUGAAGAUCACCAGGGAACUGAACAAGGCAUACUGUGGAUUUAAGGGGCAACAUGGGCAGGAAGAGCCCGACAUCGCUACAGGCAAGUGGGGCUGUGGAGCUUUCAACGGAGACCCACAACUUAAAGCUGUGAUCCAGCUGAUGGCAGCAGCAAAGACCAGGAAGGGUUUGGCCUUCUUCACCUUUGGGGAUGAACAUCUGGAACGAAGUCUGCAGCAGAUACACCACCUACUGGUCACAGAGGAGGUUACAGUUGGGGAACUGUACAGACUUCUGGAGAACUACUGUUUUGAUCUGCACAAACCUGGUGGUUUACAUGUGGAUCUGUUUGAUUUCAUCAGAAAAGCCAUCCGAAGUUUGAGAAGUCAGCUGUGAGGCAUCUGAACUUACAGUAAAAUCUUGAAGGAAUGUUUGUAUUACAGAAAAGAAAAAUCUGCUGAACCAUUGUUUAAGUGAUAUUUUGCAUUUUCUUCUUAUUUUCUUUGCUAGUAGACAGAGCCGCUUUAAGAUUCAGUAAACCAGUUUAUACUUCUGUUGUUAAAGCAGUAAAGCUGCUUAAAAUGAUAUUUAGAUUCAUGUCCAGAGAGCAGGAGCUUUAUUCACAAGACAAAAAGGGGUGCUGGACUUUAUGUUAGGGCUGAACAAUGAAUCAGUUUCAAAAAUUAGAAUCAUCAUCUGAAACAAUGCAACUAGUAAAUCACAAUGGCUGUUAUUUAAGAUAAGAGAAGAUGACUUUAUUGAUUCCUCACUGGACAAAGGAUUUACACUACCGUUCAAAAGUUUGGAGUCACCCAGACAAUUUCAAGUUUUCCAUAAAAUUCACACUUUUAUUCAUGUGCUGACAUAAUUGCACAAGGGUUUUUAAUCAUCAAUUAGCCUUUCAACACCAUUAGUUAACACAAUUUAGCAUUAGAACGCAGGAGUGAUGGUUGCUGGAAAUGUUCCUCUGUACCUCUAUGUAGAUAUUCCAUUAAAAUCAUAUGUUUCCAGCUAGAAUAGUCAUUUACCACAUUAACAAUGUCUAGAGUGUAUUUCUGAUUCAUUUAAUGAAUGAGAUGAAACUGCUUUUGCUAGUGUAGUUUCUCAGACAUCGAGGAUGUGCAGAUAUUGAAGAAAACAUUUGUUGACACUGACUUGCUUAAUAAUAAUAAUAAUAAAUAAUAAUAAUAAUAACUUUAUUGCAAAGAACACAGCAUCUGAUCAGGCACCAUGGUCUGCCCGAUGGAGAAUUCAGAGCCAAUAUGAACCUCCCAGAACAAUGACCUGUGGCCACUUUUAUGUGCUUUGGUCAAGUAUGACGUCACAACAUAUGGUUCCUGUUAAAAGACCAUGAUAAAAACAAAAGGGGCCCCUUCAAUCAACCCCUUAGACUUUGUGGCACCCAAAGACCCCCAUCGAUCAACUUCCUGGACAUUGGGACCCCCAUCUAAACACAGCAUCGACUUCCUUCAACAGGAAAAAUACAUUCCAUCCCAUUCUACUAAGCAACACAUACCUCAGGUCAGAUACUACACUAGUUAAUUUUCUGUCUGUUUUAAAUUUUUAAAAAAUAUCGAUACUGUCUUACAAUGAUUGACAGAUGUCUCUGCUGCUUAACCCUUUUAGCACUAUAAUACUUAUUUCCUCAUUUCCACUCCCUCUCCCCACACGGCACUCAGUCAUUACCAUAAUGCAUGUAAUAGCACCAGAAAGACCCGUUUCUCCGUUUCACAGCUUUCAGGGGCAGUUUGAAUGACUAAAACUGCACGAAGUAGCGAGGAGUUACAGUAAUUUGAAAUACACAUGCACCGCGGUGUCACCGGUGAUCCCUGUGGUUUUAAAAGGGUUAAUAAUGUGUGUUUUCAGACAUGGUAUUGUGUCUAUGAAAGACUAGAGUCUGUUUUCCUGAAAUCUGGAGCUGAAAUAAAAUACCUCUAACAGCACCA
This is a messenger RNA of Amphiprion ocellaris (clown anemonefish), 3525 nucleotides long. RefSeq names its product poly (ADP-ribose) glycohydrolase, like (gene pargl). Lineage: Eukaryota; Metazoa; Chordata; Actinopteri; Pomacentridae. Gene Ontology annotation, biological process: carbohydrate metabolic process; nucleotide-sugar metabolic process; ATP generation from poly-ADP-D-ribose. The coding region runs from base 125 to 1975 and encodes 616 amino acids. Gene Ontology annotation, molecular function: poly(ADP-ribose) glycohydrolase activity. The record is from RefSeq and is a predicted model, not a curated record. The transcript has 16 exons. Gene Ontology annotation, cellular component: cytoplasm; nucleus.